Messenger RNA from Phragmites australis (common reed), 2024 nucleotides. RefSeq names its product cytochrome P450 78A9-like. Gene Ontology annotation, molecular function: heme binding; iron ion binding; oxidoreductase activity, acting on paired donors, with incorporation or reduction of molecular oxygen. NCBI's taxonomy places the organism in Eukaryota, Viridiplantae, Streptophyta, Magnoliopsida, Poales, Poaceae. The coding region runs from base 72 to 1688 and encodes 538 amino acids. The record is from RefSeq and is a predicted model, not a curated record. The transcript has 2 exons.
CUCUGGUCUUCCCCAACACCACUAAGACUCGCGAGUCGUGUCUGCUGCAACAAACAAGCUUAACGUACAUCAUGGCGCCGUCUGACAACAACCACGGCUGGCUGCUGUACCUCUCACUGGCUGCCAAAUGCGACGACCCUCACCGCCUGCUCGGCUUCGCCGCGGUUUUCAUCGUUGCCUGCGUCGUCACGUCGCUCCUGCACUGGGCGUCCCCGGGCGGCCCCGCGUGGGGCAGGUACUGGUGGACGAGGAAGGGUGGUCUGGGCAUUGGCGCCCCCAUCCCGGGGCCUCGGGGACUGCCGGUGGUCGGCAGCAUGGAGCUCAUGACCGGCCUGGCGCACCGGAAGCUCGCGGCGGCGGGCGGCCAUGCCAGGCGCAGGCUGAUGGCGUUCUCCCUCGGCGAGACCCGGGUCGUGGUGACCGCCGACCCGGAUGUGGCGAGGGAGCUGCUCGCCAGCGCGGCCUUCGCCAACCGCCCCAUCAAGGAGUCCGCGUACGGGCUCCUGUUCCACCGCGCCAUCGGGUUCGCCCCGCACGGCGCGUACUGGCGCUCGCUCCGCCGCGUCGCGUCGGCGCAUCUCUUCUCCCCGCGCCAGGUCGCGGCCUCCGCCGCGCAGCGUGCCGCGAUCGCGCGCCAGAUGGUGGACGCCAUGAAAAGGGCCGCCGCCGGCCCCAUCGUGGCGCGGAGGUUCCUGAAGCGCGCCUCGCUGCACAACGUGAUGUGGUCGGUGUUCGGCCGGAGGUACGAGCUGCAGGCGGAGAGCGAGGAGGCCACGGAGCUGAAGAACCUGGUUGACGAAGGCUACGACCUCCUCGGCCAGCUCAACUGGUCCGACCACCUCCCCUGGCUCGCCCGCUUUGACCUGCAAAAGACCCGGGCCAGGUGCUCGGCCCUCGUCCCACGGGUGAACCGCUUCGUGAGCCGGAUCAUCGACGAGCACCGUGCCCGGCUCGCCCUCGGAGGCGACGCCGUCAUGGACUUCACCGACGUCCUGCUCUCCCUCCAUGGCAGCGACAAGCUCUCCGACUCCGACAUGGUCGCCGUUCUCUGGGAGAUGAUCUUUCGAGGCACUGACACGGUGGCAGUUGUGAUCGAGUGGGUGCUGGCCCGGCUGGUGCUGCACCAGGACGUGCAGCGCAGGGUCCACGAGGAGCUGGACCGGGUGGUCGGGCCGGGCCAGACCGUGACAGAGUCGGACACCGCCUCGCUUGUCUACCUCCAGGCGGUCAUCAAAGAAGUGCUGCGCCUGCACCCUCCGGGCCCACUGCUUUCGUGGGCCCGGCUCGCCACGUCGGAUGUACACGUGGGCGGGUACCUUGUACCCGCCGGGACCACCGCCAUGGUGAACAUGUGGGCCAUCACCCAUGACCCGACCGUUUGGGCUGAUCCAACAGAGUUCAGACCCGAGAGGUUCAUGGGCCCACUGGAUCGGGCCGACGAGUUCCCAAUAACGGGUUCGGAUCUCCGGCUCGCACCGUUCGGUUCAGGCAGGCGGAGCUGUCCCGGCAAGUCACUCGCAAUGGCUACCGUCGGGUUCUGGAUCGCCACCCUGUUACACGAGUUGGAGUGGUUGCCACCAUCCGACGACCCGCACCCGCACGGAGUCGACCUGUCCGAAGUGCUAAGGCUGUCAUGUGAGAUGGCUGCCCCGCUGGCGGCGAAGCUGAGGCCACGUCGUGCUGCGUGAUGGCGUGGCCGAGCCACGUGGCCCGGGGAGGAGUUGGUUUCUACGUACUACCUUGUAUCAGUACGUACGUGGCCGGUGAGCUGUACGAAAAUGUCGAGUGUGCCGCUCUAGAAAUGUACGUGCCUAUGUAAUGUGCCGCUCUAGAUAUGUAUAUGUAUAUGUAUAUGUAUAUGUAUAUAUGUAUAUGUAUGUAUGUAUAUAUGUAUGUGUAUAUAUAUAUGGGCAUGUACCUGCAUGCAUGUAAUAUAGAUUACACGAGGUAAUGUACUACUUAUAUUGCUAGAUAAGUGUGACUAGCGGCGAAGCUAUAAUUGAAAUGUGUACUCGAGUUUUUAA